UCUUGGUAUUCAUUUUAUUAUAGUUGUAUCCAAAAUGUGGACUUUAUACAAAAGUUAUUGGAGGAGGUGAAGCUAACAUUACAGAUCCCUGUUGUUUCUGAAGAUUGUUUGUACUUAAACAUCUACACCCCCGCAGAAUCCAACAAGGAGUCAAGAUUACCUGUAAUGGUAUGGAUUCAUGGAGGAGGAUUAAUGAUGGGCGCAGCCACCAUUUAUGAUGGCCCAGCACUUGCUGCUUAUGAGAAUGUGGUGGUGGUGGUGAUCCAGUAUAGGCUGGGAAUUUUAGGAUUUCUGAGCACUGGUGAUGACCAUUGUCGUGGAAACUGGGGCCUCCUAGACCAAAUAGCAGCUCUACAGUGGGUUCAACGGAAUAUUAAGAGUUUUGGAGGAGACCCAGGCUCUGUGACCAUUUUUGGAGAAUCGGCUGGAGGAUGCAGUGUAUCGGCUCUUAUAUUUUCCCCAUUAUCUUCUGGUUUAUUCCAUAAGGCAAUAUCUCAGAGUGGAGUUGCAAUUGUUAUUAGGAAUUGUAAAUGAAAAUAUAGAUCCAGU
This is a messenger RNA of Polypterus senegalus (gray bichir), 549 nucleotides long. RefSeq names its product putative inactive carboxylesterase 4. The record is from RefSeq and is a predicted model, not a curated record. Bases 166 to 534 code for a protein of 122 amino acids. The transcript is spliced from 4 exons. NCBI's taxonomy places the organism in Eukaryota, Metazoa, Chordata, Cladistia, Polypteriformes, Polypteridae.